Molecule: messenger RNA, 3616 nt
Organism: Xenopus laevis (African clawed frog)
Lineage: Eukaryota; Metazoa; Chordata; Amphibia; Anura; Pipidae
Product: cyclin-O protein A-like
Exons: 2
Coding region: 1916-2902 (328 amino acids)
Source: RefSeq, a predicted model, not a curated record
CCCCUAAAAUCCUGCCGGCCCGGGCCUUGGUGGCCUGGUGAAUACCAUAGGAAUUUAUGAAAAAACAUUUAUAAGGGUAAGCAGAGCAAGUGACCAUAGUGAAAUCAAUCACUCUAUAAUGGUAACACAAAUGCAGAUGUGUAUGAAACAUGGAGGAUACUAUAUUAUCAAAUACUAUAUUAUCACUAUGAUGUUGCAUAUGCUACCGUUUGUUAAUUGUUGGGGGAGGGCCUGACUUUGGUUCCCUCGUUGGAUUUAUUUUUAUCUUACUUUUCUUUGCAUGUUUUGAAUUGAGUUGUCUGUUAGGGUGCUGGAACCUUAGGUCAGAUUUAUCAAGGGUUGAAUUUAGAGUUUAUGGGUGUUUAUAAAAAUUCCUGUUGUGUACUUAAUUAAAUGUCUGUGCAGAAAGUUAUAUCUUGGAGAAAAGAUGAUAUUUCACAAUAUUAUCUGGACAUAAUAUAUCGCUGUUACGUGAUUUAAAAAGCCGCAACGAGCCUCACGGUUGGACUGAGUGGUCCUGUCUUACCUAAAGCAGAUUCCAGGAGAAGGGAAGUUGGGAAAAGCUUGAACCAUUCUGCGAAAAAUCGAUUCCUUCUCCUGAUCAGACAUCCUCUGUUGCGCCGCUCCUGUCAGAAGACGUUCCUUGUGCGGAAGCCACGUGGUUACACUGAAGGGCGUGAGAAUGGGCAGAACCAUCUAGAUACGCCCCCUAGCUGUAAAUGUUAUGGCCUCACCCAUUUUACACCAGUGUGGGCAAGAGGAUACGCUUGAGCUGUGUGAAUUGAUAAUGAAUGGGGAAGUGCCAUUGUUAUGGAGGGACAGAAAGGACUUUUGUUGUGCCCCGGGCCGUCAUGGUCCUAGGAGUCUCAGUGAAAAGGCUGCAGAAAUAUGAAUGUAAGGCAGCUGUAUUCUAUUAUAGUUACUGGGGAUGUUCUACAUGCCAUCCAGCUGUAGUACUGUAACUCUUAGCUAGGCUUCACACCUCACAAUGAUGAGACACCCCUCCCCCCUUAUUUAACGCCUGCCCUGAAUGGGGGUGAAAGACUGUGAUUUAGGUAUAUACUAUAUAUUUUGUACCAACCUCUGAACAAUGUGUUAUGAUAUAUGUAUUGUACCAGGCUUGUUGCUUUAGGCACUGAGGCUGAUGAAAUUCUGGUAUAUUUAAACAAGCAAAUAUUCCAAUAGAGUGAAUGACUAUGGUUCUGGUACCAAUUUGGCUCAUUAUGUGCUUCUAGCCAGGGCCAGAUUUCAACCCAAAGCACCCUAGGCCACUCAUACGUAAUAGCUUUUACCCCUGUUCCACGCUGCUGCAGGUCACUAAUUGCCGGCACUGGGGACUGAACAGGCAGGAGACUCAAUCAACUAUCAACCUCUCCCACCCAAUUUAGAUGUGGUUAGUGGACAGGCCCAGGCCUUUGUUGUCUGGCCACAAAUCCAGGCCUGGUGCUAGCCAUGUCUACCAAUCAACCACCACUCUCAUGAAUAUAACAAUAUAAAAAGGGUGUAAAACAAGGGACUAUGAUUAUAUGUAGCUACUUUAAGUUUUUCUUCCCAGCUUAUUACCCCAGACAGCACAAUGUAUUUCAUAUUCACAAAACUUGUAUUCAUCUCCCCCGAUUCUAAGUCAGAUACCCAAAACCUAAUUAAAGAUUGGGGCAUAAAAUGAGGCACUAGAACGGCAGUUAAAGGUCAGUAAUUGGGUUGAGUGAUAGAAAGAUUCACUUCAAGCUCUGUCCAUUAGACACAUCUCCAGCCAAUCGGUGUAGAGCACAUGCUGGAUAUACAAAGCUCUCAGGUGAGAGAAACCGUUGGAAAGAGACAGUUGCUGAGAGACGGUUGAGGAGAGAGCAGCAAUUGAGAGAGGGAGAGAGGGAGAGAGAGAGAGAGAGAGAGAGAGAGAGAGAGAGACAGCGUUAUGGAGACUUUUAUUAAAAAGCGAAAGAGAUUAGCUAUCCCUGAGAGCCAGGAGGGAAGCCAUUAUGACCCUCGAUGCUACAAAAUCACCAAGUAUGAGAGCAACCGGCAAGGGACCUGCAGCAGUGCAGUUGUACUGGAUCCAUGGAGCACCUUUGGAAACCUGAUGCCAGAUACGCUGCAGAACUUCAUGGAUUAUGGAGAAAUGUGCUACAUGUUUAAUAAGAGCCUGGAAGAGGACUUCGCACCUAACAACUUUUUAGGGAAUCACAGCGACAUCAAUGAAACAUCUUGGAGGGAAGUCAUCACCACCAUGAUUGUUGCACACAGGGCCUUUAGACUGGACUUUGAGACCCUGUGUCUCGCUGUCAACUACCUGGAAAGGUUUCUGGCCUGCACUCCCCUAAAAGCUGCCAGCCUGAAGGUCAUAGGUGCCACUUGUCUUUAUUUGGCCUGCAAGGUAAUGGAAAAGAGUUUCCCUAAAACAGACAUGUUUCUAUUGCUGUUCUGUGAAGAUGGAUUCACAGCUCCCUUAAUGUACUAUUUAGAAAAAUUGGUAUUAAGGAGUUUGUGUUUCCGUCUAAGGGCUCCCACCAUCGAGUAUUUCCUGGAACACUUUUCCCUUAGAAGAGUGUCCUACAAGGAAUGUCCAGCUGCCAAAAUCAACAGAGCAGCCAAUGCCUUCACUGCUGCUAGAGGCAUUGCAGCACUGAGCAUGACAAGGUAUGGAUUCCAUUCCUACCCACCAUCUCUCCUAGCUCAGUGCUGCCUUAGAGUUGCAGACCAAAUAUUGCAAUAUGACACCUGGAAUAGAGUGCACCCUAGAGACUGUUCAGGCCCCUUAUGGCAGGAGUGCAUGGGUAAAAUCACCCACCUGGUAUCAUCCAACAACAUCUUAUUGUGCAAGUUUAUGCCAGGUGUGUUUCCAGAAACCUUUCCAGACUUGGUUCCACCAUCAACCAAGAAUGGCAGCAAAGCAAACACCUAAGAAAGAGGCUCUUCCCAAAAGUCAUCAGGAGAUCAGUGGCAGUAACAUGGAGAGGAAGCAGCUCAUGGUGAUUGAAGGAGGUGGCGGCUUUGAGAUCUGGUCAUGCUCAGGAUGUAGCAGAUAUUUGUCAGGAGAUCAGCCAGCAAGAUCAACAGGGGAAGAACAGCACCCAGUGAACAGCAUCUUCCCAAUGUACCAUCUACAGAGCACCCAGGACUGCUGUGACUGAAUUAUAACCUGACAGACUUCUUUUCCCCCAGUACAGGUAGAUUUACCAUCAGAUGGCAUAUAUACAUGGGCCUUACAGCCACUAGGAGGCCUCUGUAUUCCUCUCCCGUCCAUCUGUCGGGCUGCAGGCGCGGGGGUCUGCAGGCCACCGAGGAGGCAAAUGGAACGGAGAGGAAUGCAGAGGAGACCAAGCGGCUGGAAAGCUCAUGUGCAUGCAGCCAUAUUCUUGUCCAGCAAGAUCAGGGGCAUUGAUCCUGGGAGCAAAUCCGAUCGCCGUUAAGGGGUCAGGAAGGAAUUUUUCCCUCUAAAGAAUCAGAUUGGCCAAAGCUUUUAGAGGUUUUUUUUGCCUUCCUCAGGAUCAACGGGCUCUCUACCCAGCUGCGGCUCUCAGGGAAGCCACAGGUGGGAGGGUUCCCAUUUACAGACCCCACUUUCCAUCUCAUUGAUCUUAUUAAUAAAUCUGUGAUUUCACAGGUUAAGUCCAAA